AUCCAUUCAAAGACUCCAACUCCCAAACUCUGUUAUUCAGCAAGCCGGCCUUUCUGUGAUCCUAAGCAUUGGCUGCCGCCCGCCGGCCGGAAAUUCAAGAAUGGAGUACUACUAUAAAGAUGACCCGAGCAGUAGAGCGACGCCAUCUUCUUCAAAUCCUGCGGCGGCGUUGAGUGUGACGAUGAGGAGGAGCAUUUCCCAGAGGACCUCAAGUGAAGACAAUCCUCCUCCGUCGACUUAUAUCUCGAGGACUUAUUCCCACAAGAACCUGCUGGCCGCCGAGGCGGCGGCGGCGCCUUCCACCUCCAAGAAGCCCCCCGUGAAAAAUUUCACCCGCAAAUGCAAAAGCCUGGCCAAGGAGCAGAAGGCCAAGCUUUAUAUAAUGAGGCGGUGCAUUUCUAUGCUCGUCCGCCGGGAAAAGCACUGGGACGACGACGACGAUUGCUCGUGACGGCCGCCACGACAUUGCCAAACAACAUAGUAUCUCCACAUCAGUCAUCGCUGACAUUCACUGUACAUUUACAAGAAGUUUCACAAUUCAGAUAGGUGUGUGGUCAAGAUUGUGAGAUUGAUUAGUGCUUUGUAAUUUCGAUCUAUCAAAUUGAAUUGCAUAUACCAUUUAAAUUUUCAUUCAAUAUUUACCUCUCACUCAACUUUGUCAAUUUUAUAUUGAAUGAGAAAUUAGAAUAAUAAAGGAAGAAUUAGCACUCUCGAACUUUCA
Messenger RNA from Cuscuta europaea, 721 nucleotides. The record is from the annotation of a GenBank genome assembly. NCBI's taxonomy places the organism in Eukaryota, Viridiplantae, Streptophyta, Magnoliopsida, Solanales, Convolvulaceae.